AUGUCUGCUUACGGAGACGGACCAAAGGGAGGCAUGCUCCGAAUGGAUACGCAAAUCGAGGUCAUCAGCGUCCUUUCCAAUUCCCCAGACGCCAAUGAGGCAACAAGAGCAAUUCGCCUCUGGAUCGAGUCCAAGCAGAGGAAGGGCAAGGCGGAACAAGACAUCAUCGUGAAACUGGAAGGGAUGGAGUGUCAGUUCCUCACUUCGGAUCACACGGUGCACGGUGCAUUUCAUGUCGCUCGACAGGAGACUGGGCUGCCGACGAGUGGUGUUUUGCCAUAG
Molecule: messenger RNA, 282 nt
Organism: Dacryopinax primogenitus
Lineage: Eukaryota; Fungi; Basidiomycota; Dacrymycetes; Dacrymycetales; Dacrymycetaceae
Exons: 2
Coding region: 1-282 (93 amino acids)
Source: RefSeq, a predicted model, not a curated record